Colletotrichum aenigma is the source of this 474-nucleotide messenger RNA. RefSeq lists its product as uncharacterized. The transcript has 2 exons. NCBI's taxonomy places the organism in Eukaryota, Fungi, Ascomycota, Sordariomycetes, Glomerellales, Glomerellaceae. The coding region runs from base 1 to 474 and encodes 157 amino acids. The record is from RefSeq and is a predicted model, not a curated record.
AUGGUCGACAGAGGUUCUCAACUGCUUGUAGCUUCAAAACAGAAGACGAUGAAGACGAUGCGCAGCCUCCUCUCCAAGCUCCAGGGAAUCACCCCCGACCCCUCCCCGACCAUCCGCUUCCGUCGCGAUCUCGUCCCCCACAGUCCCCCCCAGCAUCCCCACCGGCUACGACACAUCAUGGCAAACCCGCCGGCUCGCGAACUACUCGUCCAACCCCUUGCUUCGCCUCCCCAACGAGCUGUUGCUGGAGAUCACGGAGCGCCUCCCGCCGCCGGACCUCUACGUCGUCCGGCAGGUGUCGCACCUCUUCGCGGCGCUCUUCCGCUACGCCGCGUUCUCAAAGUACCACCAGCAAACCGCGGCGAUCGACCCGGCGACGGCGGAGCCGAGCGUGCACCGGCUGCUGCGCGCCCAUCGCAAGCUCAGGGGCAAGACGGCGCCAGCUAUCCAUUUCAUCCCGGGGGUCGAGUUUAA